Pochonia chlamydosporia 170 is the source of this 1578-nucleotide messenger RNA. Its product is annotated as ring finger domain-containing protein. Bases 1 to 1578 code for a protein of 525 amino acids. The record is from RefSeq and is a predicted model, not a curated record. The transcript has 3 exons. NCBI's taxonomy places the organism in Eukaryota, Fungi, Ascomycota, Sordariomycetes, Hypocreales, Clavicipitaceae.
AUGGCCGGCUUACUAGCCAGCCUCGGAGGCAGGCUUUGGUCCAUACUGCUCGUCGUGGUUCUGGCAUCGCUGGUCUCCGCGCAAGAUGACAUCGCUGUCUUCACGUCCGCCAACAAGGAAGUUCCGGAUUGGGCGCGGCCAAACGCCCUGGAGCUGCAGCUUACCUCGCAGCCACGGGGUUUGAGUCCCGUCAAGUUCACUGUGAUUCCCUUGACGGCCAGUCUGGGACUGAAUGGAACCGGCGAGGUCCGCGGAACUAUCAGCAUCGGUGGUCAUCUCCAGGCGGCCAAUGUUUCUUCGUACAACAACGUGUCUGGUAAUGGGACCAUUGCCUUCCUAUCUUGCGACAAGCCUGCUUCGGACGGAUUUCUAGACCCCGACAAGAUGCUUGCCAGACUUAUGAAGGCAUCUCUGAAAGCUAUUGUUCUGUACACGCUCGAUGGGAAUAUCUGUCUGAUUCAAGAAGACGGUCCGCUACCUUAUACGAGCAUCUUGUCCAUGGCUGAUUCUGGCGAGGCGGGACAGGUUUUGUCCAUUUUGAACGGCAGCCAGCCAGCCGCGAAUGUCGACGCCUUGAUAUCCGGAAAGACUGGACAGAACAAUAAUGGCAAUUCUGGAUCGGGUGAUAACGGAGGAGGAAACAACUCGGCUGUUGCCAUGAGCAUCCUCUACAGUAUUACGGGUAUAAUCACCCUGCUCUUUUUGAUCAUCAUUGCCACCGGUGCUAUUCGAGCGCAUCGGUAUCCCGAGAGAUACGGACCGCGGGGACGACACGGAGGCCUGGGGCGCCAAAGCAGAGCCAAGGGCCUGGCUCGUGCUGUGUUGGACACGAUUCCCAUUGUAAAGUUUGGAAAUCGGGAGCCCGCAAAGCCUGACCCCGAACUCGAGCUUGACAGCACUGCGGCGGAUGGACAUGAAGCAGCGGCCCAGAGAGCCGUGGCGGAUACGAACCCGAGUGAACCACCGGAAGCUAAAACAGCCGCCGCUGCUGCCGCCGCCCUGGCAGAGAGGAGGGAUAGCGUUGAGCAGCCACCUUCGAAGCGGAGCUCACAGGCGCCUGACGCGGCUUCUGGUGAUGUUGAAAACGGGGAUGGCCAGGAGCACCUGGGUUGUUCCAUCUGCACAGAGGACUUUACGGUUGGUGAAGAUGUGAGAGUGUUGCCUUGCAAUCAUCAGUUUCAUCCACAUUGUGUCGAUCCUUGGCUGGUUAAUGUAUCUGGAACAUGUCCCUUAUGUCGACUGGACCUCCGUCGGCAAGCUUCCAAAGAAGGCUCUUCGACCAGACCGGAAGAAAACCUCGCUCCACCCUUGGUCUUGGAUGGAGGAGAUGGCGACAGCUCUCACGCAACGCAUGGCAACAGACUCAGCCGACUGCUGGAUGUUAACAGACUGCGGCAGGCGGGUGUUGAAGAGCGGAUAGCCGCUCUUCGACAGAUGCGAGCUCAGUCCACGAAUCACGAGACCCAAGGACCAGCAGCUCCAGAGGCAGAAGCCGUGGAGAGGCCACAUGCUCGUCUGACAGAUAAACUAAAGGACAAGUUCCGUAUCCGAACGAGAUCACAACCCGGAAACCAGUGA